Messenger RNA from Pieris macdunnoughi, 2001 nucleotides. Lineage: Eukaryota; Metazoa; Arthropoda; Insecta; Lepidoptera; Pieridae. The record is from the annotation of a GenBank genome assembly.
AUGCGCCGGCCUCGUCGCCACCGAUGGCUGGUGGUGUCAGUUUUCUUCAUUGCAUAUUCCGUCUUCCAAGCCGUAUUGGGUAAACCCUCCGAGCCUGGACCUUCUCCAGCUAGUGAUAUAGUUUCGCCACCUGUUACACGCCUGACUACAGAACAGAAAGAAGUGGAACAGAGAGUAACACCAGCAAUUACAAGAAAAGAAGAGGAAAUAAAAGCUACAGAGGGAGGGAAGAAGGCAAUGAAGGGCCUUCACGAAGAAGAAGAUGACGAAGGUGAAAAGAAGAAACAAAAAGAUGCGGGCUAUGUCGACGACAAAGAGACGGUAGAGAUCCGGAAAGAGGAGAUAUUGGAAGAAAUGGAAGAAGCAAUAGCUACUGUACAUCCACUUAGGAAUUGCACUCCUCCCGCAAUUGAGCAGUUCCCGCAUCCGCUCAUGGGUCAGAACGCUCGAAAGCAUGGUGGUUUGAUCCUCCACGUCAUCGUGGCUGUUUUCACUUUCAUCGGUUUAGCCAUUGUAUGUGACGAGUAUUUUGUGAGCAGUCUUGACAGAAUUUGCGAAGAGCUGCAGCUGACACCAGACGUAGCGGGUGCAACCUUUAUGGCUGCGGGUAGUUCCGCACCAGAACUUGCUACCGUCGUCAUAGGAGUAUUUUGCGCGCAAGAUGAUAUUGGUGUGUCGGGUGUCAUUGGCUCAGCGGUAUUUAACAUAAUGUUCGUGAUCUCUGUAUGUGCUUUAUGCGCUGGUACAGUUUCUCAUCUUAACUGGUGGCCACUAUGCCGCGACUGCUUCUUCUACGCCAUCUCAAUCUUGGUGAUGCUGUGCACCAUCGCAAACAAUUAUGUUUCCUGGCCCGAAGCUUUAUUCAUGUUGAUAAUGUAUGCCGUGUACUGCGUGGCUUUGCGGUUCAACACGGCAUUAGAGGCUUGGGUGUUGACUUGGCCAUUGCCUUUCAAACUACCAACGCGGGAAGAACAGGCAGCACUCGUCACAUACAAGAGCGGAGUACCAGCUCCGGUGCCUGGUGGCACUUCACCCUACACCAACGUCGAAGGAGAACAAAAGGAAUCAUCAUCUGAACCAGCCCCGUUUAACCCAAGCGGUGCAUAUGAGAACGCAGCUUAUCACGCUGAGCAGGCUCCCGUUUGGGACCCCAACUCCACUUGGGACAAUGCCUGGGACCAGGAGACAGCAAUGCAACAAAAUCCAUCAAACCAAGGCUGGGGUGCGAUGAACCAACAACAACAGCAGCAACAACAACAGUCUGCACAGACCCCAUCAACACCCGGACAGGAACAACAGCCGCCUCAACAAACACAACAGCCCGCAAUUCCUGCUUAUUAUAAAGCAAAGGAUUACAACCCUGACACAGCCGUGAACCCACUGGUAAAGCCUGAAGGAGCAAAUCCGGUACAACUAGUCUGCUGGUAUGUGGCCUUCCCCGUCCACUGGACAUGCCGACACACGAUGCCCGAUCACCGUGGGCCCUGGUACCCAGUCACCUUUAUCAUCUCCAUGCUGUGGAUCUCUUUCUACUCCUACUUUAUGGUCUGGAUGAUCACUGUUAUUGGGUACACUCUUGGCAUCCCAGAUACAGUAAUGGGACUGACAUUUGUAGCAGCUGGUGUUUCGGUGCCAGAUGCAUUAUCCUCGCUGGCUGUUAUUAAGGAGGGUUAUGGUGAUAUGGCAGUAUCAAACGCAGUUGGGUCCAAUGUUUUUGACAUUUUGGUAUGUCUUGGCUUGCCGUGGUUCAUUCAAACAGCCAUCAUACAACCCGGAAGUCACGUCAAUGUCAUCAGCAAAGGUCUGAUAUAUUCUACACUAUCGCUAUUCUCUACGGUUAUCUUCUUAGUGCUUGCAACACACGCCAAUGGCUGGAAGCUGGAUCGCAAAUUUGGGGCAGUCCUAAUGGUAUGGUACUUACUUUUCAUCACGCUCGCCAGUCUCUACGAGUUGAAUAUCUUUGGAGACUUCCACCCACCAGACUGUCUUUCAACUUAUUAA